Molecule: messenger RNA, 387 nt
Organism: Lathyrus sativus (Indian pea)
Lineage: Eukaryota; Viridiplantae; Streptophyta; Magnoliopsida; Fabales; Fabaceae
Source: the annotation of a GenBank genome assembly
AUGACUGGAGAAACAGUGAAUCCAAAAGCAUACCCUCUGGCUGAUGCACAGCUUACAAUAACAAUAAUGGAUCUUGUUCAACAAGCUGCUAAUUACAAACAGCUCAAAAAGGGUGCCAAUGAAGCUACAAAGACACUUAACAGAGGCAUUUCUGAGUUUGUUGUCAUGGCGGCAGAUGCUGAACCGCUUGAGAUUCUUCUUCAUCUUCCUCUACUUGCCGAGGAUAAGAAUGUUCCGUAUGUAUUUGUGACAUCAAAACAAGCACUAGGACGAGCAUGCGGUGUUACCCGGCCAGUGAUUGCAUGUUCUGUGACAACAAAUGAGGGAAGUCAAUUGAAAUCUCAAAUACAACAACUAAAGGAUGCUAUUGAAAAGCUAUUAAUAUGA